GAGGGGCUCUCUCUCUCUCGCGCGCGCUGAUUGCGCUCUCAGACACGCAUUGAGCAGCUCGCGGCGCGGUGCACACCACCACUCCUCCUCGAGACGGGGCUGCACGCGCUCGCCGGAUUGUUUGUUUUCGCUUCUCACCCUGGUGUGAGAUUAUUUGAAUGCCUAAUUUGACCCGCACCUGAACGACGAUGACUGACGCCUUGGCACCGGAUCCUAGUCCCAUUCCGGAUCCCACUAUCGUCGAUCCAUCGGCUCAGAACGGCCAGUGCGACCCUCCAGAUCAGCAGCUACCUAGCAGACCGAGUCAGGUAGACCCGUUCACCAUGGAUCAGGAAAUGAAAAUUAGCGACAAUGUUGAGGACAAAGGUUUAUUGGAGAGCAGCACACGACUGAAACCACACGAAGCACAAGACUACCGCAAGAAGGCCCUAUGGGUGUCCUGGCUGUCCAUCGUGGUGACACUCAUCCUGGCUGUAGCCGCUUUCACUGUUUCGGUGAUGAGACACAGUGCGUCAGCCUUUGGCUUUGCUUUCGAUGCAUCACUGGACGUGCUGUCCUCCAUCAUCGUGCUGUGGCGUUACAGCAACGCAGCUGCUGUCCACUCCGCACACAGGGAGUACAUAGCCUGUGUGAUCCUGGGUGUGGUGUUCAUUCUUUCGUCCAUCACCAUAUUGGGCAAAGCCACCCAUGACCUGGUCACCAAGCUGCAGCCUGAAGUGGAUGACUUCCUCUACAGUGUGUCCAUCAUCAGUGGGAUUACGUGCCUCAUCCUGUGUGUGUUCAAGUUCCUGCUGGGCAGGGUGCUCACCAGCCGGGCCCUCAUCACCGACGGCUUCAACUCCCUGGUGGGCGGCGUGAUGGGCUUCUCCAUCCUGAUCAGCGCCGAGGUGUUCAAGCACGACCCAGAGGUGUGGUACCUGGACGGGACAAUAGGCCUCCUCAUCGGACUCAUCAUCCUGGCCUACGGAGUCAAGCUGCUGGUGGAUAUGGUCCCUCGCAUCAGACAGACCAGGCACUACGAGAGAUUUGAGUGACAGUCGCCCAUGGCAACGGGACAGGGGGACACAGGGGAGUGUGUUUGGAAAGGCUGGAUGACCUCAUCUCCGUGUUCUCUCCCCACCCUGCAGCAG
Messenger RNA from Sardina pilchardus (European sardine), 1130 nucleotides. RefSeq names its product transmembrane protein 163b (gene tmem163b). The record is from RefSeq and is a predicted model, not a curated record. Gene Ontology annotation, molecular function: zinc ion binding; monoatomic cation transmembrane transporter activity. The coding region runs from base 189 to 1034 and encodes 281 amino acids. Gene Ontology annotation, cellular component: synaptic vesicle membrane. NCBI's taxonomy places the organism in Eukaryota, Metazoa, Chordata, Actinopteri, Clupeiformes, Clupeidae. The transcript is spliced from 8 exons. Gene Ontology annotation, biological process: monoatomic cation transport; transmembrane transport.